AAGCGAGUCUGUCUGUCUCUAAUGAUUGUCUCCCAAAAUCGACGGCGACUCCAAAUCCCCAAAAAUCGAAUAUCAAAUCAAAUACUGUAAAGAAAAAAAAGUCGAGCGACCCACCCUCCGUCUCUCUCUCUUUCUGUAGUAACGCUCGCUCAGUGUGGGUCCAAGCUGCAAAUUUCUAGGGUUUCUAGUUUUUUUGUUUGGUGUGUGUGAGUGUGUGUGCGUGUUCUGCUCUAUCAGACACGGAUCGCCAUGUCGACUACUGUUUGUGUUGCUUCUGCGUCGCCUUCUCACUCUGCAACAACAACAACAACAACAACAUCAACAUGUGGCUCUCUCCUCCAGGAAUUGCAGGAAAUAUGGGAUGAAAUUGGGGAGACUGAUUGUGAAAGGGACAGGAUGCUUCUGCAGUUAGAGCAGGAAUGCCUUGACAUUUAUCGGAGGAAGGUAGAAAAAACCAGAAAGUACAAAGCUGAUUUGCACCAGUCAUUGGCUGAGGCUGAAGCAGAAAUCACUAACCUCAUCUCUGCCCUUGGUCAACGAACUUCCGUCCCAUGGUAUGAGAAUGUGAAGGGUACUCUGAAAGAACGAAUGUCUUCUAUAAAACCUGUUUUGGAGGAUUUAAGGUUGAUGAAAGAAAAAAGAAUCGAGGAAUUUUCUGAAACACAGUUGCAGAUUGGUCAGAUUUGUGCUGAAAUAGCAGGGAAUGGCCAGUUUAUUAAUUCUGCUGAGCCACAAGUAAAUGAGCAGGAGUUGACUGUGAAGAAGUUGGGGGAACUGAAAUCACAACUUCAGGAGCUUCAGUAUGAAAAGACUCUUCGUUUGCAAAAAAUUGAUAGCCAUAUCAGUACAAUUCAUGCACUUUCGGUUGUUAUGUCACUUGAUUUCAACAAUAUGAUUACUGAAGUUCAUCCGAGCUUUGCUGGUCCUGCAAAUGGUCGAUCAAAGAGCAUUAGCAAUGAGAUCCUUGCAAGGUUAACAGGUCUGGUCCAUUCACUGAAGCAAGAGAAACAACAAAGGCUACGAAAGCUUCAAGAUUUUGGGAGAACUCUUAUAGAGCUUUGGAGUCUCAUGGACACAUCUGUUGAGGAACAAAAGAGGUUCGACCAUGUCACUUGCUUAAUUACUUCAUCUGUUGACGAGGUGUCAAAGCCAGGAUCCCUUAGUUUGGAUGUCAUUGAGCAGACUGAAGUUGAAAUUGAACAUUUGAAUGUUCUAAAAGCCAGCAAGAUGAAGGAACUGGUAUUCAAGAGGCAAAACAAGCUUGAAGAAAUCUACAGAGGAGUUCAUAUGGAUGUAGACAGCGACACAGCACGACAGAUUCUCAUCAGCCUCAUGAAUUCUGGUAAUGUUGAUCUGUCUGAUCUUCUUUUGAGCAUGGAUGAUCAAAUUGCGAAAGCUAAAGAGCAAGCUCUUAGCAGGAAGGAUAUUUUAGACAAGGUGGAGAAAUGGAAACAUGCAUCUGAGGAGGAGAACUGGCUUGAUGAAUAUGAAAGGGAUGAAAAUAGGUAUAUUGCUGGCAGAGGAGCACAUAAAAAUUUGAAACGCGCUGAGAAGGCAAGGAUUUUGGUCACCAAAAUACCAUCUCUUGUUGAGAAUUUAACUGCAAAAAUAAAAGCCUGGGAGAUAGAGAAAGGAAUACCAUUUCUAUAUGAAAAGGCUCCAUUAUUGCAUAUGUUGGAAGAGUAUAUUGUGCUACGGCAGGAGAAAGAAGAGGAGAAACGUAGAUCUCGGGAGCAGAAACGGCUGCAAGAACAGUUUGCAACAGAACAAGAGGCAAUAUAUGGUUCGAGGCCCACAAUUAAAAAGGCUCUUGUUCAGAGCACUAAUGCUAACACUCCCAUUGGCCGUCGUGUGGGGACUCCUUCAGCCCGCCAUAGAAUCUCAGGUGGAAAGGAACGGAGAGACAGUGGUAAGGUUGGUACUGUGAUACCCGUGAAUUAUGUAGCUAUUCAAAAGGAUGAUUCAAUCUGUCGUGGCAAUUAGCAUGGAUAAUCAAUCUCUGCAUUGAGGAUCAUAUAAAUGCAGUUUCACGAUUGCAGAUAGGGAAGGAGUCUUUCAGUAUCUCAUUGUAGUUCUAUUGGGUGGGGGUUAAUAUGCAUGCUAUACAAUCUCUUGUUUCUCAUAUUUGUAUAUAUUUUUAAUAUAGUAGAGAAGCAUAAUUCAUCUUUUUUUGAUCA
This is a messenger RNA of Camellia sinensis, 2177 nucleotides long. It is a transcript of the gene MAP65-5, whose product is annotated as microtubule-associated protein 65-5. Gene Ontology annotation, biological process: microtubule cytoskeleton organization. Gene Ontology annotation, molecular function: microtubule binding. Lineage: Eukaryota; Viridiplantae; Streptophyta; Magnoliopsida; Ericales; Theaceae. Gene Ontology annotation, cellular component: cytoplasm; spindle. The record is from RefSeq and is a predicted model, not a curated record.